AUAACGUUAUUUCUCACCAGGUGGAUCAAAAGAGACGUCCGCGCCUCUAUCCGGCAGUUUGCUCACACACAGACCGAUUCCUACUCAAUUUCAAUGAUGUUCAAACAAAUUUGGUUCUUUCUGCCUACUGCCGUUUUUGCUCAUAGUUGGGUGGAGAGGGCGUACGUUUUCAAGGACGGAUCCAUCACAGGAGAUCCAGGUUAUCCACGUGGGAAUGUACUCAGAACCCCUACAUUUCUUGAUCAAGAUAUGACAUAUCGCCUACCUCCUACCGGACGUACGCCAAACAAGAUUCUUCCUGAAGAUCAUAUAUGCAUGAGCUCUCAGCGUUCACAUAACUAUACUGAAGAUAGCCCUGUCUUAUCUGCACGGGCAGGUGACGAUAUUCUACUAAUGUAUCAGGAGAACGGCCAUGUGACAAGGAUUGACCAAGACGCGGGACAUAAUCGUACUAGUGGCACUAUCAUGGUAGUAGGUACACCAAAUGAAUCCCUCGCUAACAGUUUUCAGUCUGUCAUGUCCCCUAUGAACAACUACACGGAGACGCUCAAGGUAGGCAGCUUUGACGAUGGCUUAUGUUACCAGGCAAACGAAACACCAAAAUCAAGAUACAGGCAAUCCUUGCCCCAGCGAGCUCAUCUAGAUAGCGAAGGCAUCAAUUUGUGGUGUGGUAUAUCCGUACAUCUACCACCGCUGUUGGAACCAGGAGACACAUAUACACUGUACUGGGUAUGGUUCUUCAAUGGUACAGGAUUUGAAGAGGUAUAUACGACGUGUCUAGACGUCAAAAUUAUCAUGUAG
Molecule: messenger RNA, 801 nt
Organism: Periconia digitata
Lineage: Eukaryota; Fungi; Ascomycota; Dothideomycetes; Pleosporales; Periconiaceae
Source: the annotation of a GenBank genome assembly